Trichoderma harzianum CBS 226.95 is the source of this 468-nucleotide messenger RNA. RefSeq lists its product as hypothetical. Lineage: Eukaryota; Fungi; Ascomycota; Sordariomycetes; Hypocreales; Hypocreaceae. The coding region runs from base 1 to 468 and encodes 155 amino acids. The record is from RefSeq and is a predicted model, not a curated record. The transcript has a single exon.
AUGAAAUUUCUACUCUAUCUCGGUGCACUCACCGCCACUCUCCCUUCUGUUCUCGGCUCAGAAGACAUCUCACCAAAAGCCGUCCCAGCUUGUCCUCCUCGGCCAGCCACUCCAGAAGAGCAGGAAAGAAUUUUCUACGCCUUUGCCAACGAGUUUUAUGUUCAAAAGAACAUCCCCGAAGCAUUUGACAACUACGUCUGGAUCGAUUACAUCCAACACAAUCCUUCCAUUGGACAGGGUCGAGACGCCGCCGUGACCGCCCUCUCCAAGAACCCAAAGGUUAACAACACCAUUGUGCACCAAACAUUCACCAAUAACACUGGCUUUGUACACCACUAUGAAUUUGCCACUCCUCCUAUCAAGAUCAUGGAUGCGUAUCGAAUGAACGGCAGUUGCAUUGUGGAACACUGGGAUGUUAUUGCAAACCUGACUCUUGCCGAGAUUGAUCCUACACCAUUAUCGGACUAG